CCGUCUGCCUGCUUGAACCUAUGUGGGUCGUGUCAUCCGUCCGUCUUUCUCGUGUUCCCCAAGCUCCCAUGAAUCCAUCGUUCUCGCCUCCGGUUCUCGUUCCACGUUUUUGUAAUUUUCAACAUCUUCAGCUCGUAUCACCAGCUUUUCCCUCCUCCUGAUCUGAUUUCGUGUCUCCCUUUCCUUCAUCGAUCGUGCUCGUGGCUGUUGAUUAAGCGUCGUCAACCCUCAAACUCUCCCGCCUGCUUAUUUUCGCUCAUGGGCUUACCCGCAACCCCUUAUCUUGCUCGCUGACACCGAGUCCAGUCGUUCUCUCCCCUGGAAUAGACAGACAAUGGCCAAACAAACCGAAAUCAAAGCCACCAUCGAGGAAACACCCGACAUCGCAAACCAGGAGAACGUCUCUCCUCGUAACCACCUCACCCGCCAGGGUUCCAGCAAGCAGCAAGUCCGUCACCGGGCCUCCGUGGCUUGUGCCGCAUGCCGGGAGAGGAGAAUCCGUUGCGUCGUCCCCAAGGGCGACAGAGAAUGCACCCAGUGCAAACGAACUGCCACUGAGUGUAUCAUCAAGAACGACGAUGAGCGUCGCCGCCCCAUCUCCAAAGCCUACAUGUCCUCUCUCUCUGAACGCAUUGCUCUCCUUGAGGGUAUGCUGGCAGAACAAGGUGUCCAGCCGCCACCCGCCGUUCACCCCCCAAAAACCAGACACGAGUCGCACCCGGCGACCUCCGAGAUGCAGCCCAAACAAUCAGAUCCAUCCCAAACCAAUGCCUCCUCCGCACAAUCAGGAACCAGAAACGCCACCCCGUCCAAGGUCGAAGUCCCCUCCCCGCCCGAUUCCGGCAACGAGGACUUCGCCAUGCAGGACAGCGAUCACGCCGACAGCGCCACCCUGACCAACAGCCAGCUGCUGCUGCAGCCCAUGACGAAGGAGACGUCUCCCUUCCGGAUGCUGGACCCGAAGCAGGAGGACAUUGUCCACCGGUUGCUCUCCACCAAGGGCAACCUGUCCUUCGACCAGCUGUCGGGCCGGUUGCGCUUCUUCGGACCCACGGCCAACAGCCAUGUCUACGCCGAAUCCCCGGACCAGUUCGACUCGCGGGAGCCGCCCGAGCAGGUCCGCCGCGCCGAGCGUAUCAUCCGCUCUCUCUCCGCUACCACCCACGACUACCUCAUGAGCAACUUCUGGGUGUAUUACAACUCGGUCCUCAACAUUGUUCACCAGGAAGCCUUCCAGGCCGACCGGGAGAGUCAGAACCCCCGAUUCUAUUCGUCGUUCCUCCACAUUGCCAUCCUGGCCAUGGGGUACCGGUUCUCCGACUACCAGCGGGAGGAUAUGAAGAGGAUCACCUUGGGGGAUCGCGAGAGCACCCUGCACCGGGAAGCCAAGUACAUGCUGGACAUUGAGCUCGAACGGCCUGGUGGUAUCCCUAGCGUCCAGGCCUUGUUGCUCCUGGGGGACCUGGAAUGCGGCGUGGGAAGGGAUAACACCGGCUGGAUGUAUGCGGGAAUGGCGAACCGGCUCGCGUUCGACAUUGGCCUUCAUCUCGACUGUCGAAACAAUGGCAUCAGCGAUCUCGAGGUAGACAUUCGCCACAUGACGAUGCGGGCCUGCGUGAUAUACGACAAGUACUGGGCCCUAUUCCUGGGCCGGCCCACCAGUAUCAAGAACCAGGACAUCGGGAUGGAUCUCCUGUCCAAGCAUUUCUCGCAACUCUCGUCGAUGAUGGAAGCCAACAGCCAGCAGCCGUCGGACAGGAAAUCGAUCGGCGUCGAAAUCUACGAACAGCUCAUCGAGCUGAUGGAGCUGGCCGGUCGGAUCGUCGAGACGAGGGAGAACAACCGGGUGUCUCCCGGCAGGGCCCUUGACCAUGGCCAGUUGUUCAGCUCCAACGCCAACGACGGCGAGGACAACGCUUACCUGCACGUCAUCAACCUGGACCUCCAGCUCCAGAACUGGUACCGUCGGCUUCCGGAGCACCUGCAAUGGAAACCCGCCAACAUCAAGACGGCUCCUUACAGCUUCUUCCUCCUCCACCAGCAAUAUCACGUCUCCAUGAUCCUCCUGCACCGGCCCUGGGCCAAUUACGGUUCCAUAACCGGCGACGGCACCAGCACGGGGGGCCAUCCCUCCCCGGUGUCGGGGGUGCCUGAGCCGACGAAGGACAUGGCGAGCGACCACAGCCACCAACACCCUUUCUCCCCGGCGAUGCACAACCACGCGCUCGGGAUGGGCGACCCCUACUCCAUGGUCGACGACAGCCGCACGUCCCUCUCGCGCAGCAUCUGCACGCAGCAGGCCAUCCGCGUGGCGCGCAUCUUCUGGCAACACCGACAGCGGUUCGACGGCACCAAGAUCUUUGUCACGGGGAUCCAGCACGCCGGCACGGCCGCCAUCGCCCUCAUCGCCGCGCUGGCCUACAUCCAGUCCGAGUCGGACCGGCGCACCUACCUGGGCUACCUCGAGAUCCUCGCCAGCGCCAUCGGCGACAUGAGCCACACCUACCACCCGGCCGCCCGCAUGGACGACCUCCUCAAGGCCGUCCUGGCCCAGCUGCGCGCCGACAUCAACGACCCCACCGGCGCCCACCGCGCCGCCGUCCCGCCCCACGUCCUCACGGGCAGCGACCGCUCCCUCCUCUCCGAUUCGGGCUGGCGCGGCAGCUUGGACAACAUCUACUCCAUCCUGCCCGUGCGGCGCGACUCGUCCAGCAUGGCUGGCGGCGAGUCGGAGACGGAACGCACCAGCGGCGGCGGCGGCGGCGGCGCCGGUCCGUCCAACAAGCGGCGACGGGCGGCCACGAGCCGUCGCGCCAGCGAGUUCACGCGUCCGCCGCCAACAUUCUUCCCGCCCCACCAGACCCCGCCUAAGAGCAGCCAUAGCCAGGGCCAGCACUCGUCCUUCGGGGCGCACCCUCACGCUCCGCACGUCGACCCUGCGCUGUACGGUCUCGGGAGCGGCGGCGGCGGCGGGGGGGCGGACGGACAUGAGCACCAGCAGCAGCAGCAGCAUGACCACCACCAAAACCAGGGUUUCAGCUUGGAUUUCCUGAACGGGAGCGCCAUUGAGGCGGACCUGGACGAUGGCGUCGAAGGGCUUACGCGGCCGGCGGACGAUUUCGUCCUCGUGGGGAGCGCGAGUGAUGGUGUCUGGGGGGGACCCUCUAUGCGGCCCGGUGGUGACCCGGGGGAUAACAACAACGGUAAUGGGAACGGGAACGGGAACGGGAAUGGCAAUGGCUAUGACAUGCCCCUUUCGGAGUGGAUGUCUGGACCGGGGGGGUUGAGUGUGGGGUCUAUCCUUAGCGGACAGGGCAUGGUCUCCGGCGGACCGAACGGGAUGUACGGUGGUGGCGGUGCUGGCGCUAACGGUACCAGCGGUGCCAAUGGCAAUGGCAACGUCAACGGCCACGCGCGGACCGAUAGCGGCAUGGGACCCCAAGGUGGAAGCGGCGCGGCGGAUGAAGGCAAAGACGAUGCGUCCAAGACGAAUGCUACUACGACAUCGGCAAACACUGCCGCUGCUGCCGCUGCUGCCAGCAAUGGCAACGCCAACGGGGGCAGUGCGAUGGACUGGAUGAGCGGCGAAGGAGGGAUGAACACUCUCAGCCCCGUGAGCUUGGGCGGGCUGGUGCAGAGUGCCGUUGGGGACAGCAAUGGGCCUGGCGGCUCUGCCGGCGGGAACGGGAAGGGACAGGCUGGUCCGAAUGGGGAGCGAGGAGGCCCUGGUGGCGUGGAGCAGCUCGAGAACGGGGGUUCAGGGGCGCCUCGGAACCACGAAUUGGAUUUCUUCAGUUUCUGACCUCGGGGAGGAUAGCAUCUCGACGUCCUUUUUGCGUCUCCUUUUCUUUCUUUUUUUCCUUUCCCCGGAUGGAGCGUUCAUUAUUCAUCGGCACGAGGAUUCAUGGGCUGGAAAUUUCAACGUACAGGUGUUAGGCUCGGGGACAUGGGAGGAAUUAUAUGUAGUUGGACUAUUCUGUAUCAUGACCAGGGAGGGAGGUCAUCUGGAUGAGAAUCAAGGGUCGGGGGGCAACCCCAGAGUUUGCAUUUUAAGGGGCAAUGAGUAGUAAAUAUGCA
Sodiomyces alkalinus F11 is the source of this 4077-nucleotide messenger RNA. RefSeq lists its product as hypothetical. Gene Ontology annotation, molecular function: DNA binding; zinc ion binding; DNA-binding transcription factor activity, RNA polymerase II-specific. Bases 335 to 3802 code for a protein of 1155 amino acids. The transcript has 3 exons. The record is from RefSeq and is a predicted model, not a curated record. Gene Ontology annotation, biological process: regulation of DNA-templated transcription; DNA-templated transcription. Lineage: Eukaryota; Fungi; Ascomycota; Sordariomycetes; Glomerellales; Plectosphaerellaceae.